AUGGCAGACUACGAGACAUACCACCUGGGCGACUUUGCGCUGCAAAGCGGAGCCACCAUCCCCAAGGCAUGGAUAGCAUACAAGACAUUCGGCUCACCCAGCAACGCUGCCGUGCUCUAUCCGUCGUGGUACUCCGGCCUCAUUUCUGACAACGAGUGGCUGAUCGGCUCCGACAAGACGUUGAACCCGGAGAGAUACUUCAUCAUCAUCCCCGCGCUUUUUGGCAACGGCCAGUCCAUCAGCCCUUCCAACUCGGACGUCGUGCCGUUUCCCGACGUCACCUUCUACGACAACGUCAAGGCCCAAUACCGCCUCCUUACGGAGAAGCUUGGGAUCAAGCAUUUGAGGGCUGUGCUGGGUUGGAGCAUGGGCGCCGCUCAGUCGUUUCAGUGGGUCACCCAGUAUCCGGACUUCGUCGACAUUUGUGUGCCCUUCUGCGGGAGUGCAAAGACGUCCAUCCACAACCAGGUAUUUUUGGAAGGUGUCAAGUCCGCGCUCUUGGCGGGCAAGCGACUCAGUUCGGCGGGAAGUACCUUCGGCAGGGUUGAGAAUGCCCAGGAUUCCGUCGCGGUGAAGUCCAACCGUCAGUGGUCCGAGCAGGAGAAGGCGGCUGGUCUGAAGGCCUUUGGGAGAGGGUACGCCGGCUGGGGCUUCUCGCAGGCCUUUUACCGCGAAAAGCUCCAUGAGUCCGCCUACGGUGCAAAAGACCUGGAGGAUUUCAUGGUCAAUUUCUGGGAAGCAUGGUCCUGUUCAAAGGAUCCGGAGAAUUUGUUGGUCAUGUUGCACACAUGGCAGGCUGGAGACGUCAGCAAGCAGGAACCAUAUAACGGAAACUUCGAGGCGGCGAUGGGUGCCAUCAAGGCCAAAACGCUGGUUUUGCCCAGCAAGACGGACCUGUAUUUCCCGCCCGAUGACUCCGAGUAUGAAGUCAAAAACAUGUCGCCGGGCAUUGGCCAACUGGAUGUCUAUCCAAGCAUCUGGGGACAUUGGGCUGGGGGACCGCCAGGGAAUAUGGACGAUGUCAAGUGGCUUGAUGAGCGCCUUACCAAGAUCUUCGCCGAGGCACCGAAAAGAGGAUGA
Cladophialophora psammophila CBS 110553 is the source of this 1080-nucleotide messenger RNA. Its product is annotated as homoserine O-acetyltransferase. Gene Ontology annotation, molecular function: acyltransferase activity, transferring groups other than amino-acyl groups. Lineage: Eukaryota; Fungi; Ascomycota; Eurotiomycetes; Chaetothyriales; Herpotrichiellaceae. The record is from RefSeq and is a predicted model, not a curated record. The transcript is spliced from 2 exons. Bases 1 to 1080 code for a protein of 359 amino acids. Gene Ontology annotation, biological process: biosynthetic process.